Messenger RNA from Zalophus californianus (California sea lion), 3924 nucleotides. It is a transcript of the gene LRRC53, whose product is annotated as leucine rich repeat containing 53. NCBI's taxonomy places the organism in Eukaryota, Metazoa, Chordata, Mammalia, Carnivora, Otariidae. Gene Ontology annotation, molecular function: protein binding. Gene Ontology annotation, cellular component: plasma membrane. The record is from RefSeq and is a predicted model, not a curated record.
UGUGAAAACCCAAGGUGCUCACUAAAUAGCAGAAAUCACCCAAAUGCCUCAUGAGCUGAAAAUACUGAAAUCAUGGAUAAUGAAUGCCAACAUCAUGAUGUGCCUUGUCGUCUCCUUUCAGGUGGAUGGCUCAUGCUCUUUGCCAUCGUGUUACGGCUGGUGGCAGCUUGUCCUGCGUCAUGUGUGGUGUGCACCAGAGAUGUAACCCUCUGUCACCAGCUAACCUAUAUAGUAGCAGCCCCUGUGACCACGAGGGUUUUAAUCAUCACCGAUGGAUACCUCGCCUCUAUAGGGAGCACAAAUCUGUCCCUCUUGUUUAAUCUUGCCUUGCUCUCCUUGAGCAGAAAUGGCAUCGAGGAUGUUCGGGAAGAUGCCCUGCACGGCCUCUCAAAGUUGCGGACAUUGUUGCUGGAGCACAACCAAAUAUCCAGCUCUUCACUCACUGAUCGUACCUUCAGCAAGCUUCACGGUCUGCAGGUGCUGGUGCUUAGCAAUAAUGCUCUGCGCACCCUGCGAGGCUCCUGGUUCCGGAACACCAAGGGCCUGACCCGGCUCCAACUGGAUGGGAAUCAGAUCACUAAUCUGACAGGCAGUUCUUUUGGAGGCACGAAGCUGCACAGUCUUAGGCAUCUGGAUUUAUCUAACAAUUUUAUUUCCUACAUUGGGAAAGAUGCCUUCCAGCCCCUGCCUCAACUGCAGGAAGUGGACCUUUCUCGAAAUAGGUUGGCCCACAUGCCGGAUGUCUUCACUCCACUGAAGCAGCUAAUCCUUCUGAGUUUAGAUAAGAACCAGUGGAGCUGCUCUUGUGAUCUCUAUCCCCUUGCCCGGUUUUUAAGAAACUAUGUUAAGUCUUCUGCUCGCAUGCUCAGGAAUGCCAGGGACCUAAGGUGUCAGCCAUCGGCCACAGCUGCGGGCACUGCAAAGAGUGUGCUAAAGCUGUCUGAGACCAACUGUGAUUCCAAGGUUUCCAACGUCACUCUGGUUCUAAAGGACAGAAGUCCCCUCCUCCCAGGGCAGGAUGUGGCCCUGCUGACUGUCCUUGGCUUUGCAGGAGCUGUUGGUCUCACUUGCCUAGGUUUAGUUGUAUUUAACUGGAAACUCCAACAAGGCAAAGCAAAUGAACACACAUCAGAAAACCUUUGUUGCAGAACCUUCGAUGAAUCCCUGCGUGCUCAUGAGGCAAGAAAUUACCACGCUAAGGGAUACUGUAACUGCCACUUAACUCAGGAAAACGAGAUAAAGGUCAUGUCCAUUGUGGGGUCCAGAAAGGAAAUGCCGCUUUUACAGGAAAACAGCCAUCAAGCAGCACUGGCCUCUGAGUCCACAGCCCUUGACGGAUCAUUUAGAAACCUGAAAGGUAAAGACCAUGGGGCAGAUAGCACUUUCUUCUGCUUUGGUGGCAGAUUGCUGCAGUCAGGAUGUUCAGAGCCUCCUGGGAAUAUGGCAGCUUUUAAUGAAGCAGGCUUACUUACAAGAUAUUGUCCAAAGAGAGUUAGAAAGUUAAGGAAUCAUAAGCCUGGGGAAGUCCAACCUCAAAUUCUGCCACAGCAUGUAACAAGAACAAUAGGGGAGUUGCCUUCAGAUAUCAACAGUGACAAAUUUAGUAGAAGAUAUGCAACAUCCGCUUCAAUGUUGGCAAGAGAAAGUUUUGAAAAACAUUUAACAAAUGAAUCAUGGCAGCCUCCGAUAGAAAAAAAAGACAAUGGCUUACAACCUCACAGGCAGAGACAUUUUAUUAUAGGCUCAUCAUCCAAGCCUUGUGAGCCCAAGGAACACUGUGUACAAAAGAUCUUACAAAAACAUAGAUCAGAAUAUGAUGAUCCUCAUGGACUGUUAAGAUGGAGCGGGCCUAGCUAUUUUCAGCCAAACAAUUCUCUUAUCUGUAAGUAUGUGCCCUGUGAUCAAUUUCAAGAUUACGUGGAAGAAAAGAAGUCAAAUUGUCAGGAACGUUCAAAGGCCAAGAAAGAGCAAAUCCAAAUUAACAGUGCAAUAGAAAAAUUCCUUAUGAGUGAGGACAACACGGAGUUAUCAAGGUUAUCGACAAAAAUCAAAAAAACAUAUUCCCCUAAGAGGGUUAGCUUCUGUGAUCCCGAUUUAGUAGAAAAAAAUAGUUUGGUGAUGUCAUCUAAAACAUCAACCCCCUGGAAACAGCAGAAAAAUCAAAGUAGCCACCUGACCAACUUGGAUCUCAAAAAAUGUGGCAAUCCUCAGGAGGGAAACAAAGGAAGAAAAUGGCCUACUGAUCCACAGAUUCUGAAAAAGAAGAGAACCUAUCAAUCUGACCUCAAAGGGAAAAUUAAAAAGCCAAAUUCAAGGGUAAAAUUAAACGCACACCCUUUUAGAAAAGUCAAAGUCCAUCCAGAAAAAUCCUUGCCAGAUCUCCCAAAGAAAUGUAAACAAGCAUUGUUACUGCCGAAUAAAUUACCUAAGGCUUCUCAGAGAGAAGCCAAUAUAAACCUUGUGUCCUCUGCAGAUUUUCCCCAACAGCCAGAGAGUAACAACUAUGUUAAACUCACUUCAGAGAGUAUGCCUCUCAACCACGCUCCAAAGCAGACCCCAUUUUUUUACCAAAAAAACACUAAAAAGACUCUUCUGCUCAGUGCUAAUGACUUACCUGUAGUCACCCAGAGCUCCAGGGAAGGCAACUCUCACCCUAAUGGCCUCAUUCCUGAUAGCAAUUCAUCAACACUGCCUCUGCCCACACCCAUCAUAGCUGAACACAGGUAUUCAAGCUCUCAAUUUGCAACUGAGGGAACGGUAGGUGCAGCUCCCCUUGCAUUGGAAGUGCAUAGGUCUUUACCAGCUAUUUGGGAAAACAUAGAAAGUGAUGUUUUACCACCCAGCAUUUCCAGGGGGUCUACUGACCAAGAGGCAACAGAGCCCACUGAGCACAUGGAGCAGGACAACUCAAAGACUGGUGAGCCAAAUAAGUUUUCUUUGUCCCUGGGGAAUCAAACACACCUACACAUUGUAGGUGUCCACAAGACUGACACCUAUAAGGAACAUACUUUAAAUCAAAAUGAAACUUUAAAACAUGUAGAGCAACACUCAAGUCAUGAACAACUUGCUAAUGAGGAAAAAAUGUUAAUGACCAAAUGGAGAAUACCACAUCAAACUGUGGAAGGUUGUAUCAUGGAUGAGGGAAAUGAUGUAGGAAUAAAACUUCCUCAGUCAGAAACUGAGGAUUCCUCUCUCAUUUCCCCUGAGACACAAGCCACGGGCGACCUAACGUUGAUGAAGACAAACUCUAUCCCAUACCAAAAUAGAACAGAGAUUCCCAAAGAAAUCAGUACUUCUCUUAGCACUCAAGCCUUUUGGAAUCUAACUAAUAGCAGCAAAGGAGAAACUGACGGCACAAAUGCAUUGCCCAUAGAUGAUGGCACCGGAACACUAUAGAUACAGAUAUUAGGGAAAGAAAAUAAAAAAAUGCCGCAGGAAAACAAGGCAGAUUCUAGGCCAUUAAUUAGGACUGCACAGAUGACCUUAAAAGGCAGCAGAAAAGAAACGCAGCAAACUUGGGAAAAUGGAGAAAGUGAAAAACAUAUGUUGUAUGAUUCAAGCUCUGCUGAGGCUACUAUUACAGCAAAGGAUUUGAGUAUCACAUGUUCCCCUGAAGCUGAAAAUAGACCUUCUCGUAGCGAAAUAGAUCUUCGAGUUAACUGUAAUAUGCAAGAUUUAGGCGAAGUUCAAAAUACUCAACCAGAUAAAGAUAACAGUGUACAUAAAGAAGGUGCAGGGACAGGGACACAGCAAGUGCUUUCCUCCUUACCAGAAUUAAAAGACAUUAGUUUUGAGGCAAAAAAUAAGAUGCCUCUAAUUCCUAGAAGAAUAAAUGAAGCUGUAAACUCUGCUCCAAAACCUACACUGUAUCCACCAUCUGCCGAUUAUGCUGACCCAUCACCUUUAGAGGCAGAACUCAACUAA